This is a messenger RNA of Selaginella moellendorffii, 2416 nucleotides long. RefSeq names its product pentatricopeptide repeat-containing protein At4g04790, mitochondrial. The transcript is spliced from 14 exons. NCBI's taxonomy places the organism in Eukaryota, Viridiplantae, Streptophyta, Lycopodiopsida, Selaginellales, Selaginellaceae. Gene Ontology annotation, molecular function: protein binding. The record is from RefSeq and is a predicted model, not a curated record. Bases 31 to 2340 code for a protein of 769 amino acids.
AGCAUUUAGGGUUCUUAAGACUUAGGGUUUAUGAGGUGGAGGGCGCUCGCCUCGCAUUCCACUGCCAGGCGCCUCUUCUCUUCGUCCUCCAUCCCAGCAUGCAUCAAAGGCGCCGAGGAUCAAAUUUUGGAGUCCUGGCAGAACAGCAAUAGCAGCAGCAGCAGCAGUUGCUUCCUCUCGCAAGCAUCGGACAGCAGUCACCCUCUGAUCCAGGGAAUUUCCAAGCUCCUCCAAACGCAGCCAGGAAAUCCAAAGUUUGCGACCACCGAUUUGCAGAAGCUCCACCUCAAGACCAACAAUCCGGCAACUCUCACGCUCCAGAGGCUGAGGAAGCGGCGAUGGAAGCAAGUGGUGGACAUGAAGCCGACGCAGUACUUGUAUCUCAUGUCCCAGUGGAUCAAAAAGGGAGGAGCGAUGAUCGGCCAGCCGAUGUUCCAGCAGAUGCUCAAAGUUGGCGUGGAACCCGUGGAUGCUUACACGACCAUGAUCCGACAUUUUGUCAGCCGUGCCAGGAAAGCUCUCAGCUCUCUCGAUGCUGCCGAGUCGCAAGAAUCACGCGAGGAAGAGGCUGAGAAAUGCAUGCUGGAGAGUCUCAAGUAUCUCCACGAGAUGAGAGAAAAGGGGAUCACUCCGAAUGGAAGCACUUACGAGCCGCUCGUUACUUGGUUCCUCGAGAACGAUAAAACUUCCGAGUUUGAGGAGAUUCUGGAGUGGAUCAAAGGCGAUGGACUCUCGUGCUACACCAGCCUUUUCAAGAGCUUUGGGAGGCUGGGGAGGUAUGCUGAUGCCGAGCGUUACUUCACUGACGUGCAAAAACUAGGCGUUGGUGAGGAGCUAAUGACUGAGUAUCUGGCUUCGUUUGUGCAGGGCAUCGUUAUAACCAGUAAGUUGGACGUCGCAAUUCAGCAAUGCGGACGAAUGGCUCGCACUUUCAAGGUGACGCCAUCUAGUACCACCUACAGCAUGCUUAUCAACCUCGCUUGCCGGUCGAGUCAAGUACGUGAGUUUCAUAUCGAUCAAGCACUGGAUCUAAUUCAGGAAAUGCACGAGAAGGGUGUGCAGCUGGGGUCUGAUGUUUUUCAGCCCCUCAUGAUAGCUUUUCUACACGAUUCGCAUCCUGAAGGGGUCUUUGAGCUGUUUGCGGCAAUGAAAAGAAUGAAUGUUCAGCCAUCAUACGAGGCUUACAAUUAUUUCCUUCGAGCGUCUGCAAAAGCUAACAACGUUGAGAAGAUGUUUAGUGCGCUACGUGAAAUGAAGGAGUUGCGCUUGCCACGCACAUCAGAAACAUAUAACGCCGUCAUCCAGGCCUUGGGGGCUUCGAGACAAUACCAUCGAGCACUUACCGUUCUGAAUGACAUGGAAAACGAUAGUGUGAAGCCAGAUUCCGGAACAAUGCUAGAACUGAUUACUUGCAGCCCGGACUCAGGAAAAGCGUUAGAGGUGUUCGAAAGGCUAAAAACUCUGGGAGUGAAGCCUACGGAUUCUGUGUAUGCAUCUCUUUUCAGUUCAUUGAUAAGAGACGGAGAACUGGAUAAAGCACUUGAGAUGCUUAAAGACCCUGAAGUCAGUUUCCGGAUUGGGAUAAAUGCAAAGAGCACUCUUCUUGACGGACUGGCUGAAGAAAAGCGCGUGGACGAGGCGCUUACGUGCUACGACGAUAUUUUACGUGAUGGCAAGACUCCAGACUUGUUCUCUGUUGGCAGUCUAGUCAGAGCGUUAGGAUAUGCAGGCAAGCUGGACAGGAUGUUUGAACUUGUUGACAAACACUCCAUGGACCCUGGCUCCAAAAAGAACGAUCGUUUUAGGAAGGAAAACAAAAUCAGGCUACUGAUGGUGGCCACAAAGGCAUGCGUGAUACACAACGAACUGGGGCAUUUGGAGACGUUUUUGCAAAAAGAACAAGAGUUUGAGUCAAGCAUCAUCUUUGAUUCGAUAAUUCUCGACAUCGCCAAUGGCGAAGACAAGACGUGCGAGUCCGCCUGGAGCUGGAAAGAUGGCUUUGCGUUGCGCAAAGUCAUGCUCAAGCUCAACAUCCCCCAGUCACGAAUUUUUCUAGAAGCUCUAAUGGACGGCUGCGUCGCAGUGAAGGAUGCGAACUACGCCGACGAAAUAGUGGAGCAAAUGGAGGCCGAUGGUUUACCUCUGAAUGGCUUCUCACUCGUCAGAUUACUCCGAGUUUACGUGGUGGCCGAGAAAGUCGAGAAAGCCGCGAGCGUCUUGAAACGUAUGAAGCGAUGCUUGAAAGACGAAGAUAUAUUUCUCCUAGCGGGACAGAUUCUCAACUCGGCAGAGCCGAGCUUCCAAAGGAAGGUUUUUGAGCUGCUAGAGCUUCCGGAGUGAAAAAAAAACUAAGCUAACGGGUGAUUUCAUGGCAGUGUAAAAAAACCAAGUGAUGGAAGUUUUUUACUUGCUCUUA